AUGGCUCAACUCGGUAAGAAACCACAGGACGAAGCAAGCCAUCGGCGUUCUCAAAGCGUAACGAGCUGCGUUGAAAGUGUUAAGGGCAGGAGCAAACGCACGGACGAAGCAAAUGGCAAGAGCACUCAGCGCUUCGACUAUCAACUCCUGCUGGUUGCAGCCAAGGAGGUCGACCCGCACUUGGCGUUCAACAAAUACAUCCUCCAUGGCUACAGGCACAAGUUGACUCCGAUGCAGUGCAUCCUGUCCGUCUUUCAGAUCCACAACGAGACAGGGAACAUCUGGACCCACAUGCUGCCAAUCGCUUUCUUUGUCAGCCACCUCGUUCUCCACGGUCCUUGGCAGCAUGCCCCUCUCUUUUACCUGGCGGCGACCGUCCCUUGCGUCCUCUGCCUCACCUGCAGCUCCAUCUAUCACACCUUCAUGCCUCUCUCGUCGGGUGAAAAGACGUAUUCCACCUUGCUGUUCAUCGACUACCUCAGUGUUUUCAACGUGAUGGUAUGGCCUGAAGUUGUCUCGAUCUACUGGAGCUUCUACUGCGAUCCCAGCGUGAAGCUCUUCAUGUUCGUGGUUUACUUCUCCAUCACCGUCCUCUGCCUCGGGCUUGCGCUGAGAGCGAGAACGGUCAAGGAAAGGCUCCUCCCCUUCGGCAUUCAGUCCCUCGCUCGAGGGAUCAGUUUGAUUUUCCGAAUGACCUUGGGCUAUGCAAGCAAGGAAGCGACUUUGCUCUACCUCGCGACAGAAUUUCUCGGAAUCGCCGGAGGAAUGAUCAAUGCCAUGCGUGCUCCGGAAUCGAUCUUCCCAGGCAUGUUCGACACUUGGCUGAACUCGCACCAGAUCAUGCACAUCUUGACUGCGAUGGCUCAAUUUUGUGUCUUCUACGCGUGCCAAACCGAUUAUGAGUACUGGCAGCGAACGAGCUGCCUGGAUGUGAAGAGGUGGAAGGUGCUAGAAUUCUUGUAA
Molecule: messenger RNA, 963 nt
Organism: Guillardia theta CCMP2712
Lineage: Eukaryota; Cryptophyceae; Pyrenomonadales; Geminigeraceae
Exons: 10
Coding region: 1-963 (320 amino acids)
Cellular component (GO): membrane
Molecular function (GO): signaling receptor activity
Source: RefSeq, a predicted model, not a curated record